Messenger RNA from Plasmodium gonderi, 993 nucleotides. Its product is annotated as variable surface protein. Lineage: Eukaryota; Apicomplexa; Aconoidasida; Haemosporida; Plasmodiidae. Bases 1 to 993 code for a protein of 330 amino acids. The transcript is spliced from 3 exons. The record is from RefSeq and is a predicted model, not a curated record.
AUGUCUGAUUUAGAAAAUGUUAAAAAAUUAUUCCCUUCUCUUAUGAACUAUAGAAAAUUAAAUGACACUAUAGGGUUUGGUGUGCCAGACUGCGAUGAAUUAGAAAAAUAUUCGACUGAAAUUCAAGAUAUUAAGAAUAUUUGUUUAAUUAUUACAGGUGCUAGAGAAUAUUUGGAUUUUAUACCUUUUGAAAAUUUACCAGAUAACGAAAUGUGCACAGCAUUAAUCUUGUGGGUGUAUGAUUUCUUAAAUGUUCAGUUUAAAAAUGGUGCUUAUUACAGCAAAAUAGGAAAGGUUAUUGAUCUAAUAAGACCAAUAUGGAUAAAAUCUUCAAAAUGGGAGAGUUGCGAUAUUCGAACAUAUAUUGGUAGUGAGAAUAUGGUUCAAAAUAUGAAAUCAUUAUAUGAUUAUGCUACCGACCUUCCAACAAUAGAACAUCAUCUUCAGAAUGCUAAUUUUAAAUGCAGUAAUAAUUUUUCGACAUACAUUCAAGAUAAUAUUAGAAUACUUAAAGAAUUAAAUGAUCAAUGUAAAGAUAAUGUAACUGACAAAUAUUGUAUUGUGUUUAAUGAUGUAUUUGUAAGAGCGCUUUUUGAAAAAAUAUCAAACUUAAAAUGCAACGUCGUAGAUAAUACUGUAAAUAUCCAGAAAACAGUAAAAAAAUAUAAGGUUUCACAGGGAUUGCAUGAACAAAUUAAUAUGGAUACAUAUAACUCUAAUGCAUUUAUAAAAAGCAUGAAAAUUACAUUUCCAUUAUUUGGACUUAUACUCAUUUUUUCCAUUUUAUAUAUAGUAAAAAUAAAAAUAUAUACACCAGCCGGAACAUGGAUAAAAAAGAAAAUAAAAGUAUACAAAAUACUAUGGUACAGAUUAUAUAACAUAUUUAAAAAUGGAACAUUGGGACACAUUUAUGAAAACCAAUCGCUCCAUACAGUGAGAAAUGAAUUAAAUGACUCAAAUAGUCCUGUAUCUUAUAAUUUAUUCUAUUAUUAA